Messenger RNA from Dermacentor andersoni, 1231 nucleotides. Its product is annotated as cytochrome P450 3A2-like. The record is from RefSeq and is a predicted model, not a curated record. Gene Ontology annotation, molecular function: monooxygenase activity; heme binding; oxidoreductase activity, acting on paired donors, with incorporation or reduction of molecular oxygen. Lineage: Eukaryota; Metazoa; Arthropoda; Arachnida; Ixodida; Ixodidae.
CUUAUGUUCUACGCAGAUGACUUCACUGGUUGAAAAAUGUGCUGAUGUUACACUUCGUCAUCUCAAGAAGGCGGCAUCUAACGAAGAGGAUAUCGAGCUCAAACAUUUCUAUGGCAACUACUCUCUCGACGUAAUUGCGAGGUGUGCCUUCGCCACGGAGUUGGACUCUUACAGCGACAACACAAACGAAUUUGUGACAAAGACAAGGGAGUCCUUUUCUGGACGCAUCUCGCCGCGGAUUCUCUUUUCCUUUGCGUUUCCAAGAAUAGCGAAAGCGCUUGGGAUUCAGCGGGCUAUCUCUGACUCGUUUGAGUACUUUGUACAGAUUUGCAAAACCAUUAUCAGAAAGCGACAAGACAAGCAGGAACGUCAUGAUGACUUUCUCCAACUAAUGAUGGACGCGCAGGAAAGCGAUCUGAACGCAGCAGCAGAAAAUGUUUCGGAACGAGAGGACAAGCUGUUCAACCUUGGUUCGGAAAUGAGAUUGACUGCCCCGGUGACUCCAAAUAAGACACUCACCGAAGACGAAGCCGUGGCCCAGUGUGUGCUGUUUCUAAUUGCCGGCCAGGACACGGUGUCCACUGCGAUCGCCCACACCCUCUAUCUGCUGGCCAUCCACCCUGAAGUGCAGGAGAAGCUCAGGAAAGAAGUUGACGACUGCUUUGUGACUAACGGCGAACACCCAAGCUUGGAUGCCGUAUUGAAGCUGAAGUACCUUCACUGCGUUGUUUCGGAAUCAUUGCGUAUUUACCCUCCAUCAACGAGAAUUCAGCGAACAGCAGACAGCGAUUACAUUCUAAGCCACACUGGUGUCAAAGUGAAGAAAGGUGACGUCAUUGCAGUUCCCAUUUACUCUAUGCACCAUGACCCCCGAUAUUUUAGCAAUCCAUCAACCUUCAACCCGGAAAGAUUUAGCGACGAGAACGCUGCGUCCGUUCUGCCUUACACGUACCUCCCAUUUGGUGCUGGACCUCGCAACUGCAUUGGCAUGCGCUUUGCGCUGCAGGCUGUGAACCUCGCUGUGCUGCACACCAUUCACAACGUUCGUUUGGUUCAAACUGAAAAGACAAAAGUGCCCCUGGAAUUCCACCGAAGCGCAUUCCUAACAGCGAAGGACAUCACAGUGGGAAUUAGGAGACGAGAGCAUGAAAAUUCUCAAGUGUUCUAAAUCUUAUGCGCACUUGCGGUUUAUUCUCGUAAUUGCGUAUGAAUGAAGUCUAUGAAAAGCACA